AAUCCCGCCACCGUCUGCCCGCUGCGUCAAAGCCCGAGCGUGUGCGUGAAAUUGCCGCCGACAGACACAAUAUUCGCCUGCUCCAGUGGACCCUGUAUUACUGCACGCGACCGGCGACGCAAUAAAGGCGCGCCCAGGACAGAGGUUAUUAUGCGCGAACGUAAACAUUAACUAUUUGCAACGUCGAUUUCAUCGAUUAUGUGAUUAUGCGUGAUUCGAUAGCGAUACUGUUUGACUGGCCGCUUUGCUCGCGAGGAGCAUGAUGCGACCGGCCGCUCAGCGAAUUCAAAUUAUUUCAAACGCGACAACGACGUUCGUGUGAGCAAAAUAUGUAAAAAAACAAAGAGCCAAGAACUAAGAUGGCACAAAGGGAGGCCCAAGCUUCGACUUCGUCGACGAGUCAGAAUCAAUUUUUUUCUUCUGAUCCCGCUACAAGUGGCUUUGAUCUUUCGUCCGGCUUAAAAUGGAUUUAUCCAGAAAACUACCCGAGAAGAGAGUAUCAGUUCAAUAUAGUUCAAACUGCCUUGUUCAACAAUACUCUAGUAUGCCUACCCACGGGUUUAGGAAAAACUUUCAUCGCAGCCGUUGUGAUGUACAACUUUUGGCGAUGGUAUCCCAGUGGAAGAGUUGUAUUUAUGGCUCCAACCAAACCAUUGGUCGCUCAGCAAAUAGAAGCUUGCCAUGAUAUAAUGGGUAUUCCAAGUGAAGAAAGUAUUGAAUUAACUGGAACUGUUAAUCCAAAUAAACGCAAGCAAGCCUGGAUAGAAAAACGUGUCAUUUUUGCAACUCCUCAAACAUUUCAAAAAGAUCUUCAAAAUGAGUUAGUACCCUUUGAAUCCAUCAAAUGUAUUGUUAUUGAUGAAGCUCAUAGAGCUUUGGGAAAACAUGCCUAUUGUGAAAUUGUCCGCUUGUUGAGUACCAAAUCAAAAUAUUUUCGCGUAUUAGCUUUAUCAGCUACUCCUGGAAGUAAAGUUGACCAUGUGCGAGAGGUCAUUCAAAACUUGCUAAUUUCCGAGUUAGAAUUGAGAGAUGAUUCAUCGUCAGAUAUAAUUCCCUACACAAAUGAAAAAUCUGUGGAAAGAGUAGUUGUUAGUUUAGGAAGAGAUUUAGAUCAAAUUAAAGAAAAAUAUAUCCAAGUAAUGGAUCCUCAUGUAAGAAUUUUAACAAAAGCACAUCUUCUGCAAGGCAACACAGGAAAUAUUUCAAAAGGAAGGAUAUUUAUGCUGAUGAAACAAUACGAAAGUAGACCUCAAAAAUUACCAAAUCAUGGAACAAUAAUGAAAACUUUGAAUGUAUUAUUAACUAUGUAUCAUGCAUAUGAGCUCUUGAUAAAACAUGGUUUAAGAGCAUUUUAUCAUUUUUAUAAUAAUCACUCAGACAAGUUUUGGUUUAAUUCUGAAACUAAUUUGAGAGCUUUGUUAGAAGAAGUAAAGAGUUACAUCGGAGAUUUUCCAAUAGUAAAUAUUGAACCGAAUCAUCCUAUUCCAGAGAUUCCUGAAAAUCUUGUGUUUGGACAUAAAAAAUUCAUGAAAUUACGCGAAAUAUUAGUUGAACAUUUUGAGUCGUAUGCUAGACAAAAUAAAAGCACCAGAGCAAUUGUAUUUGUUGAAUAUCGAGAUAUAGUUAACGAAGUAUUUGUGUUAUUGUUACUAACCAGACCGUUGAUUAGACCACAAAUGUUGGUUGGUCAAGCAGGACAAAAACAAAAGCAACAGAUGGAAGCCUUGGAAGACUUCAGAAGCAAUAAAGUUAAUGUUCUCAUUUCUACAUCAGUUGGUGAAGAAGGAUUGGAUGUUGGUGAAGUCGAUUUAAUUAUUUGUUUUGAUGUUUCAUCAAGUACUCCAACAAGACUUGUACAGAAAAUGGGAAGAACAGGAAGAAAACGCAGUGGUAGAGUUAUUAUUUUAUUAACUGAAGGAAAGGAGGAAUUGACUUUACAACAAGCAAUGUCAAAAAAAGAUUCACUGAAUAGCAAAGUACUAGAAUCAAGCAAUAUAUCAUCAUCAUUAUAUCAAUCUAGUCCAAGGAUGAUACCUCCAAAUCUAACUCCUCAGUGCCUUCCAAUGUUUAUAAAACCGCUUCCAAAAACACCAAAGGCUAGUAAAGGUACUAAAAAGGCAAAAGCUCCAGUUGAAAAAAAACCUCGAAAAAAGAAAACUAUUGAGCCUGAUAUUGUGGAACCUACAUCAGCCGAGUUGAUUGAAAUUACUGAACCUACAGAAGCUACAGAACUUCCAAAAUCAAAACCUAAAAAGUCUAGGAAAAAUCAACCUUCAAUGAUGCAAUUUUUAAAUCCAGAUUUGCGAUCUACAGGGAAUACUUUGCCCUCAUAUAAAAAACUACCUAGUUAUGGGUUUGAUGAUGAUUCAGGUAUCUUAUCGGAAGAAUUUCAAGUGGAGUCUAACAUAAUACGAGAAAAUCCAUAUGCCAUUAUUCGCCCACACGAAGUCAAGCUUCUUACUUCAGAUAGCGAUGCUCUUGAAUUCCUCACGCUUUGUACCAUGAAACAAUCAGACAAAAAUAGUAAUUUUGAUAACUUCUUCAAUUUUGAUUUGUCUUACUUUCCUCAGCAUUCUCAGAUAAAUAUUUUCGACGAUUUUUUUGUGCCUAAUGUGACCAAUCUUGAAAAUUGGAUUAAAAAUCUUACAAUGUGUGAAGUCAUUUCAGAAAUGGAUCAAGAUAAUUCAAUUAGAGAAACAUUUAAAACCUUUGAAAAUGAAACUUACAAUCAUAGUAAAAUAUCAAGCUUUCUUGAAAGCAACAAAACUGAUUUUAUUGAAUGUCCUGAAUCAAAGUACAUAAGUAAAAACCCAGCCAACUUGGAAUCACAAUAUUAUGAGGAAAUUAUGGAAGUUGAAUCUAAAUAUACUAAAAAUCAUAAGAAGUCUGAUUCAAUACCAACUGAAAUUGCAGAUUCAGAUUUUAUCGAUGAUUUUUAUGAGAAAAAGAUGGGUACAGCAAGUAGUAAUGGUUCAAAUACAAAAGGACACAGCUUAAACCACAUUGGUUCAGAUUUCUUUGACGCAGAUUUUAAUUCUUUUGAAAUAAAACAUCAUGGGUUGGAUUCUACAAAAUCAAAGGAACAAUGCGUGAAAAACUCCACUUCACAAGACAGCAUCAGAACUCCUGCUAAUGUUAAUGUUGAUUUUGAAAACUUGUUAGAUGAAUGUACAGAGUCCGAAAAUUCUCAAGUUCCAGAUUCACCAUGUCCAGUACAAAGUCAGAAUAUUUAUGAUGAACUCCUUGAAGCAGAUUCAUCUGGUGACGAAGAUAUGUUUGUCACUGUAAUUGAUAAAGAAAAGAAAGAAGAUAAAACAUUGACAGAAUCUCCAAAAAGAUUGUCAUUAAAACCGAGUGCUAGUAUCAGUCCAUUGAAAGAAUCAGAUAGAACAAUAACAGAAUCUCCAAAAAGGUUAUCUUUAAAACGAAGUGCUAGUAUCAGUCCUUUAAGGGAAUCAAAGAAAUUGAAAACUGAACAAUUGGAAACGUCUCCAAUGAUCUCUUCAAUGAAUUCAAAUAGUAAUGUAAAUGAUGUAAAGAGACCAAUAUUUCACGAUAAUGGUAUGGAUUCUGAUGAGGAUUUAUUCGGUGAUAUAGAAUUUGAGACCCAGUUUACAUUCAAAGUAAUAAAAAAUAGUACAAUGCUAGAUAAAAACAAUAAAAGUAUUAUGCAUCAAUCUCUCGAAGCAAUUAGAGAAAAUAGUGAGGCGAGUGUAAUAGAACGAAGUGUCGCAUUAGGCAAUUUGAGUAUUUUAGAAGGCAGUCCAUCGGCGUCACAAGAUAAUAAUAAUAAAAGUGAGCAUGAACAAACGUUAACAGAAAUCAAGGCUGAAAUUAAGGACGAACCAAUGAGUUGGAAUGAUAAAACGGGAGACGUCGAGAAAGAAAAAUUGAAUGUAAAGCGACAAAUGUCACAAAUAAAAGAAGAAUCCGAUAUUGUUCAGAAUAUGGAACACGACUCGCUGGAGGAAGUAAUGGUUGUGAGUGACAGUGAUGAUGAAUUAAAGAAAGGAUCUGAAUUAAUGGCGAAAUGUGUUAAUGCUACUGAGAAAGUGCAAAAUAAUAGUGAGAAAAAAAAUAAUAACGAUAACGCUGGCGAAAUUCACAUUAGCGAUUGGGAAGAUGAUUUUGAUUAUCAUCCAGUUGAAGAGAAGAGUACAACUAGUAACUUCUUUUCUAAACCUUCUAGUAGUAGCAAGCAAAGUAGUUGUGAUACUAAAUCGACAAAGAAGAAUCCAAAUAACACUAGUUUUAAAUCGUGCUCUCAAGAAACAUCAUCGUCAGGCUGGAUAACAGUAGAGAAAAUAAAACCUUCGAAAAAAACAUUAGCUUUGAAAAAUACUAACUUUCCACACAGACGACAAAAAUUGCCAUCAGGGUCUUCAAAAAGCGACGAAGAAAAUUCUUCUCAAUUUAUUUUCCGAAUUCCUGGAUCGCCACGCAAACCCAAUCCCACUGUUCUUUCACUGCAUCAGAUGAAAGCUCGAUCAACUUUGAAUCUCACGAAUCUUCAGCGCAACGUUUCUGAAGCUCCGAAAAUUGAUCAAGAUGGUUUCAAAAUGCCCGAAGUGAAAAAGUUACCACAAUCUGUUACUAAUGUAAAAUCUACCUUACAAAAUCGGAUGGAGAAAGAGAACGAGCUGCCAACGUGGAAAAAAAAGAAGCUCAACCAUAGUCCAGCUUGCAUUAGUCCACGUUUUCGUAGAUACCAUAGUGAUAACGACUUAACAGAACGCAAAUAUAGAAAAAAGUCUCGGGCACGCAAAAGGAUUCUUAACGAUUUCAUUGAAGAUGAAGCUGAAAUUUCAUCGGAUAUGGAUACAUCCGAGGGCAGUGAAGGAGAGGAUGACGAUUUGGAAGACUUUGUUAGUUAUACACAAGAAGUGCCCGACAAAGUCGAUAUGCAAGCACAUUAUUUACGAACGAUUAAUGAAGAUCUUGUAAAAAAUGACGGUUUCGUCUUCCGGAAACCUUCGAAUCACGUACCCGAUCACGAAGUUUUUUCACAACCUAUGCAAUCCCAAAUGAAUGACACGUACAUGAAUGAUUCGUUUUGUGUCGCAGAAGCUACGCAAUAUGUGGAAGAAGUGGAUGAAGAUCUUUCGUUAUUAGCAGAUUUAGAACUGAAUUUAGAGAAAAAACGUAGAACAAGAUCCAAGAAAAAAUCUGAUAAAUUCAAAGACUUCGAAAAUCAAAGGAGAAAAAAAAAUAAGUUUGUUGUUGUACAUAGUAGUGAUAGUAGUAGCGAUAAUAAUCAUGAAACUAGCAGUAGUGAAGACGAAACCGAAGCAAUGAGAAAACAAGUAUUGGAAGAGUCUAUGUUAAUGAAACAAUCGAAAAAUUGAAAUAAUCAAAGUCUGCUUUUUUAUUUUUGUUUUGUAAAUAUGUUUUAGAAUAGAUGUUUAUUUAGUUAAUUGAAAAAUUCAUACAUGUUCUUUACCGGAAUUUUUUUUAGAAUAUUUUGUGAAUGACUUAUUUACUUUUCUACCAAGACUUUAUAAAGAUGUUCCACAGGAUAAUAGAAAAAAUUGACAAAAAAAUGUAUGAGAAUAAUUGUUGUUACGUCGUUUUCAACCUUUUGUUUAUUACUACAUGUCGCACGAAUUAAAUAUAAAUAAAAUUGUUAGAUUUGUACUUGUGUAUUAUAGUUGAGUAUUUAUAUUAUUCUAUUUUAUCUUAACUGUAAACGUUUUAUUAAGAAUAAGUUUAAGUUAUUGAUGAUCUAGUGAACGGAAUGCAAUAAUUAUUAACAAUUAAUUGUUUACGGUGAAUCUGUGAUUUACACUUGUAAAUAUAAUAAAUAAGUUGGAGUAUGUUAGUUAGUGACUAA
Messenger RNA from Trichogramma pretiosum, 5830 nucleotides. It is a transcript of the gene Fancm, whose product is annotated as Fanconi anemia group M protein. The record is from RefSeq and is a predicted model, not a curated record. Lineage: Eukaryota; Metazoa; Arthropoda; Insecta; Hymenoptera; Trichogrammatidae. Bases 360 to 5345 code for a protein of 1661 amino acids. Gene Ontology annotation, biological process: replication fork reversal; double-strand break repair via synthesis-dependent strand annealing; interstrand cross-link repair. The transcript has 13 exons. Gene Ontology annotation, molecular function: ATP binding; 3'-5' DNA helicase activity; four-way junction helicase activity.